This is a messenger RNA of Cladocopium goreaui, 1509 nucleotides long. The record is from the annotation of a GenBank genome assembly. NCBI's taxonomy places the organism in Eukaryota, Dinophyceae, Suessiales, Symbiodiniaceae.
GUUUGCUACAUGGCGUCGAAUUUCUGUGACCCCAUCACAGGAGCCGCGAAAAAUGCCGCGGCGAAAGCUGCUGGCGCUGCUGACGCUGGCUUUUGCAGGAGUCCUUGGCGUUGCUCCGCCCUUCACGCUGCUGAAGCGCCCCGCGCGCUUCUCGGCCACGCCGGUGGUGUCGGAGCACAGCAACGAUGCGGUGAACCAAUUGGCGCGAGAAGAGCUCGAGUCCAUCGGCGCCAAAGAUGUGCGCUUCAUGGAUCAGCGCUGGUACUUCGAUGCGGGUUCCAACUUCGACGUCACCCGUUUGCUGGAGGUGCGGCACGUACAAAGCGUCCGCUCCAUCGUGCUACUGGCAGACAGCCAGCGCAGCGAGGGCUUGCGGCUGGACGCGAUGAUAAAGCGUGGCAACUGGAAAGCCUUGGAGGACCUGGCCGCCUUUGUGCCCUGCAGCGGCUGGUGCUGCCGCGCCGCCGCGCGCGGCGCCGCCAAGCGGCGCUGGCCCAACGGGACCCAGGAGUUAGAGGCUGCUUUGCAUCGUCGCUUUGGAUGGCCAAUCCAGAAACCUGGGCGUUUGGCAGAUGUCACUGUGCACAUGCAGCUCUUUCGAAACAAACUGCUGCUGGAGGUGGCCUUGCUGAAGCAGAGAAGACCGGUCUUGGGCGGCGGCUGGCCGCACAGAGGUCUGGGUCAUGUAGAGGCCUGGGCCCUGGCUCGGACUUUGGAUCUCAAGGCUGAUGAGGUGGUGCUGGACCCCAUGUGUGGCAAGGGCACUCUCCUGGCAGAGGUCGCCACUUGGUGGCCUUCCACUCGUCUGAUUGGUGUGGAUGUGGACCCAAAGCAACUGCAGCGUUGCCGCGAGAAUUUCCAGUGGCUUCAGCGUGAGGUAAGUCUCCAUUUGGCCAACGUCACGGAUGAUGGGUUGGCAGCUGUCGGCAUGGUGGACCGUGUUCUGGUGGCACCACCAUGGAACAAACAGUUCGCCGUCCAGGGCCAGUUGCAGGACUUCUUCGAACAAAUGUUCCGCGCGAUUUUCGGCGUGCUGAAGCCUGAUGGCAAGCUGGCCCCUUGGCGCAGCUGCAGCGCUGUACGAUGGCCAGAGGUAAGUCCUACUCGGAUCCAAGGGCUAUGUGGAGAAGAGUCUGCUGAGCGCGCUGGGCGCUUCACAGUCCUGUCACCCGGACCAUGCUGAGGAUGAAGCAUGUAAAGUUCGUUGGAAGGUCGUGGCGCGGCAACGCUUCGCCCUGACCCCGCGCACCACCGCCACGGUUCUGCUGGUGGAGUCGCGCCCCUUGCAGGAUGUCACGCCGGCGGCGCGACACCUGCCCUGGGACCGCGUGACGUCCACUGGUCCCGUGGAGCGCUGGCGGCGCCAGCGAGCCGAAGGCUUUCCGCGGCUGGUGCCGGCGAACUUGGGCGAUGCCGAGCCUGCUACGGAGUGGAGGCCUCCCGUGCGCCGUGUUGGGCCCAUUUGGACCGCUUUGCGGCGUCUGGGGCGCGUGCUGCGCCGGACAAAAA